GCUUAUUUGGCAGUGUCUCAAGUUACUCCCCUCAGGCAGCUUGAGCCAGUAAAACUAGAUCCUUUCAUCUCCGCGGAGCUUACUGACAACCAGCCGUCUGGUUUCCUAGGAAACAAAAUCUUGGCUAGAAAUAGUGAAUCAUUUCCAGGUCACUUUCAACAUGGAGAGUGGAGCAGGGAAGCAUUGGACUGAGGAGGAGGUUAAAGCCUUGUUAAGCGUCUGGUCAGAAAAAAAUAUCAGAAAGCAACUGCACGGCACCCUGAGGAAUAAAGGAAUAUUUAUCUACAUUGCUAAAAGGUUGCAGGAGUUGGGAGUGUGCAGGGACUGGAAACAGUGCCGUGCAAAGUACAAAAACCUGAAGUACGAAUACAGAACGGUUAAAUAUGCCCACAACUCUGGGGAUGUCACUAAAACCAUGAAGUUUUUCCAUGAUCUGGAUGCUAUAUUGCGAUAUGAGCCUGUCACACAAUUAGCAGCAGAAGAAAACGGCAGGUGUUCUGCGACUGAGACACAGCUGAACACAAGUCCCACAACAGACAGCACGCAAGGUGACAUACCAGUUUCUUUAGAAGAUGAUGAAGAUGCUCCAGGAGAUCCACUACUUUUUAUAUCUCAUGCCAGACCAGUUCAGCUAGGUAACAACUUUCUGUGUCUCUCCCCCACCCCACACAAUGCGGGUAAUCCAGCAUCAGCAGUAGAGCCUUCCAAACCAGCGGCUUUCAUUCCUACCGUAGCAAAUGAAGGAGGAAAACACUGGACUGUUAAUGAAGUCAGAGCUUUGAUACGCAUAUGGUCAGACAAAAAUAUCCAGCAACAACUGGAGGGGACAGUGAGAAAUAAAAGAAUAUUUGAAGAGGUUGCUGCUAGACUGCAAAAGUUUGGAAUUGACAGGGACUGGAAACAGUGCAGGACAAAAUACAAAAAUCUGAAACAUGAAUACAAGAGUGUCAAAAGUGCCCAGGACUCAGGGAGUACGAGUAAAAGCAUGAAGUUUUUUCAUGAACUGGAUGCUAUUCUGGGGCACUGCACAAUGGAACAAGCAAGUAAACCAGAUAAUGAUGAAAGUGAGAGGCCUCCAGAAUGGACAGAAGCAAAAUCAGAAAAGGAUUCCGUGGAAAUGCCUGGAGACACAGGUGAAGAGGACUCUGUUAGUAAUGCAUCAGAAGACCUACAGGUUGCAGAUAUAAAGAAAAUUUCUGAUUCAGAUAAUGUUACUGUAAAUACUACUCCAGAGAAUCGGGCAGCUCUGCAUAUAACAAAAGAACCAAAUAUGACAAAAAUCCUUGAAGAUGAGAGGGACUUAGCCAACUCCACCCCAGCAUCUCUGGAAGCUACACAAAUAAAGAAGGAGACAAUUGAUAUAGAUGAUGAUUCUAUAAGCACUACCUCAGAAGACAGAUCUUGUACACCAGUAGCAAAACAGAUGGUUGGGACAGAGAAUCACAUUCCCUUAGAAGAAGCACAAAAUCACUUUAAAGUUAUUACAGUUAAUGAUACUGGAGCAGGAAAACACUGGAGUGAUAAUGAAGUUAGAGCUCUGAUAAACAUAUGGUCAGAUGAAAAGAUACAACAAAUGCUUGAAGGGGCCACAAGAAAUAAAGAAAUAUUUGAGGAAAUUGCCAGAAGGUUAAUGAAACAUGGUAUAGACAGAGACUGGAAACAAUGUCGCACAAAGUACAAGAACCUAAAAUACGAAUACCGUGCACUGCAGAAAGAAAAUGAGCAUCUUGGAAAUCCCAGGAGAAAAAUGAGAUUUUAUGAUGAAGUUGACUGUAUCUUAAGAAGACAGCCUCUGGGAACCUCAGGCUGGGGAUGUGAAAGCUCAAGUCUCCUAUCAGUUUCAGUGGGAGAUGCUACAGCAAACACAGGAUCUUUGAGUACCAAGAGAAAAACAUGGAAUGAUGAGGUGUCACCUGUUCCACUUAAGAAAAGUGCUUCUGAAAACACCUUACUCCACUUCCAAAAACUAUUAACAGAGAGAGUGCAUACAGUAACAGAAGGCAAAAAGUUACUGUUUGAAAGGCUUUGUAAGCAGGAAGAAAUGCAAGACCUCAACAGAACACAGCUGUAUACUGAUCCAUCAGCCACACAACAGGUGCCCGCGCCCGCUCCCGCCGCAGCCAUGGCCCCCGCAGCAUCAGACCUGAAACUUGGCAAAAAAGUUAAUGAAGGUAAAACGAAAGAAGUGUACGAGCUACCAGAUAUCCCGGGAUGUGUUCUCAUGCAGUCAAAAGACCAAAUAACGGCGGGAAAUGCAGCCAGGAAGGACCGAAUGGAAGGGAAGGCUGCCAUUUCGAACACAACGACAAGCUGUGUGUUUCAGCUGCUUCAGGAAGCUGGAAUCAAAACAGCUUUUGUCAGGAAACAGAGUGACACAGCAUUCAUAGCAGCUCACUGUGAAAUGAUCCCAAUUGAAUGGGUGUGCAGAAGAAUUGCUACUGGCUCCUUCCUCAAGAGAAACCCUGGUGUCAAAGAAGGAUAUAAGUUUUACCCACCCAAAAUUGAGAUGUUUUACAAGGAUGAUGCUAAUAAUGAUCCACAGUGGUCUGAAGAGCAAAUAAUUGAAGCAAAAUUCUGUUUUGCUGGACUUAGUAUUGGCCAGACUGAAGUGGAUAUUAUGUCUCGUUCUACUCAAGCCAUUUUUGAGAUCCUGGAAAAAGCAUGGCAGCCCCAAAACUGCACUCUUGUAGACCUGAAGAUUGAAUUUGGUGUUAAUGUGCUGACAAAAGAAAUUGUUCUUGCUGAUGUUAUUGACAAUGAUUCAUGGAGACUGUGGCCAGCAGGAGACAGAAGCCAGCAAAAGGACAAACAGUCCUACCGGGACCUGAAAGAAGUGACUCCUGAAGCACUGCAAAUGGUUAAGAGAAACUUUGAAUGGGUUUCAGAAAGAGUGGAGUUGCUUCUAAAAACAAAGAGCCAAGGUAGAGUUGUGGUGUUAAUGGGAUCUUCUUCUGACCUCAGUCACUGUGAGAAAAUAAAAAAGGCAUGUGCAACCUUUGGAAUUCCUUGUGAAUUAAGAGUGACCUCUGCUCACAAAGGGCCAGAUGAAACCCUGAGGAUCAAAGCAGAAUAUGAAGGAGAUGGAGUCCCAACAGUGUUUGUUGCAGUAGCUGGCAGAAGCAAUGGUUUGGGGCCAGUAAUGUCAGGUAACACUGCUUACCCAGUUGUCAACUGCCCUCCGCUCUCAGCUGACUGGGGUACUCAGGAUGUGUGGUCCUCUCUCAGACUACCCAGUGGUCUUAGCUGUCCUACUACUCUGUCACCUGAAGGAGCUGCCCAGUUUGCUGCCCAGAUAUUUGGGUUAAACAACCAUUUAGUGUGGGCCAAACUGCGAUCAAACAUGUUAAACACUUGGAUCUCCCUGAAGCAGGCUGACAAAAAACUUAGAGAGUGCUCCUUGUAAGUCACACUAACGAGUAACUGUUAUUAGUUACACAAUGAUAAUGGCGUGUGCAUCUUCAUUCGUAUUAGGAUUUACCCCUGGAUGAGCUCAAAAGUCCUGCAUCAUUUCUUGCAGAAGAAAGCAUUGUUAGAGCAGAAUAGAGGGUUUGUUGUGUUGUCAUCCUUCCCUUGUGUAUUUUUUAAUAUAACAACUUAGUAGAGAUGGGGAAGUAGUAUUUUAGGUACUCUUUCUGUUGCUCCAGAAUGGUGCUGUUCUGCUUUUUAGUCUAUACUGUUAACUACAGACUAUGUCAAGAGAAUGAUUUGGUGCAAUCUAAAUAGAAUUCAACUAGUCUUCUGCAUUUCUGUAACAGUAACAUUCUUCCAUAGUAUGAAUAUAUGUCUUGAACUAACUGAACUGGACUGCUGACAAAAGCCAGUGUUGAUGCUGCUCUGCUUGCAAUGAUGGUAUGCUUUCUCUAGCAAUAAAAUGGCAACAUAUGCUGUAUUAAUAGGAAAAGAGUGUGGAAAAAUGUUUUAAGACCCUAAAAUAAAUACAUGCCUUAUUUUAAAAAUGUAUAUACAUACAUGUAUCUUUUUUAAAAAUGUGUGUGUAUAUUUACCUCAUUGAUAUCUUUUGGAAUGAUGUGAUCAAGUUGACUCCAAUUUGCUUGUUCAUAAUAAGCCAUAAAUACAAAUGGCUUGAGUGACAGGUAACCUGGCUUAUUGGCUGUUUGCUCCAACUCAUGCCUAGUCCAGGCUUUGUCCUUGCAAAUACUAGGCAGAUCUACCUUCAGUAGUUCUGUAGGGGCUAUGUGAUGAUGUUUGACUGUCUUCAUACACUUCAAUAGCUAUAGCUAUUCUGUGUCUAUAUUUCCUCACUCUGUUUCUGUGGAAAUUUUACUGAACAGGGGAACAAAUACUAAAGCAACAAACUUCUGGGGGGAAAUCUAAGCAUGACUUUCUUGUCUUUACACACACCAGUCUUCUGAGUAGGUAAGAUUCUAACAAAUAUGCAAUUACUCAAAGUAUGUAACACCUAUACUUUUACAAUUAUAAAUAAACUAUUGAAUGCAAAUCUG
This is a messenger RNA of Vidua macroura (Pin-tailed whydah), 4463 nucleotides long. RefSeq names its product phosphoribosylaminoimidazole carboxylase and phosphoribosylaminoimidazolesuccinocarboxamide synthase (gene PAICS). Gene Ontology annotation, molecular function: phosphoribosylaminoimidazolesuccinocarboxamide synthase activity. The transcript has 19 exons. Bases 161 to 3403 code for a protein of 1080 amino acids. The record is from RefSeq and is a predicted model, not a curated record. NCBI's taxonomy places the organism in Eukaryota, Metazoa, Chordata, Aves, Passeriformes, Viduidae. Gene Ontology annotation, biological process: 'de novo' IMP biosynthetic process.